AAAACUCGUAAUCUAGGUGUUUAUUAGGUACACCUGUUCAAUUGCUUGGUUACACAAAUUGCUAAUCAGCGAAUUACAUGGCAGCAAUUCAAUGCAUUUAGCCAUCUAGUCAUGGUGAAGAUGACUUGCUGAAGUUAAAAUCUAGCAUCAGAAUGAGGAAAAAAUGGGAUUUAAGUGACUUUGAACGUGGCAUGGUUGUUAGUGCCAGACAGGCUGGUCUGAGUAUUUCAAAAACUGCUGAUCUACUGGGAUUUUCACGCACAACCAUCUCUAGGGUUUACAGAGAAUGGUACGAAAAAGAGAAAAUAUCCAGUGAGCGGCAGUUGUGCGGACGAAAAUGCCUUGUUGAUGUCAGAGCGGAAUGGGUAGACUGGUUCGAGAUGAUAGAAAGGCAACAGUAACUCAAAUAACUACUUGUUACAACCAAGGUAUGCAGAGUACCAUCUCUGAAUGCACAAGACAUUGAACCGUGAAGCAGAUGGACUACAGCAGCAGAAUAUCACACUGGGCACCACUCCUGUCAGUUAAGAACAGGAAACUGAGGCUACAAUUUGCACAGGCUCACCAAAAUUGGACAAUAGAACAUUGGAAAAACGUUGCCUAGUCUGAUGAGUCUCGAUUUCAGCUGCAAAUUUCAGAUGGUAGGGUCAGAAUUUGGCAUAAACAACAUGAAAGCAUGGAUCCAUUCUGCCUUGUAUCAACGGUUCAGGCAGGUGGUGGUGGUGUAAUGGUGUGGGGGAUAUUUUCUUGGCACACUUUGUGCCCCUUAGUACCAAUUGAGAAUCAUUUAAACCCCACGGCCUACCUGAGCAUUGUUGCUGACAAUGUCCAUCCCUUUAUGAUUACAGUGUACCCAUCUUCUGAUGGCUUCUUCCAGCAGGAUAAUGCACCAUGUCACAAAGCUCAAAUCAUCUCAAACUGGUUUCUUGAACAUGACAAUAAGUUCACUGUACUUAAAUGGCCUACACAGUCACCAGAUCUCAAUCCAAAAGAGCAUCUUUGUGAUGUGGUAGAACGGGAGAUUCGCAUCAUGGAUGUGCAGCCGACAAAUCUGCAGCAAUUGUGUGAUGCUAUCAUGUCAAUAUGGACCAAAAUCUCUGAGGAAUGUUUACAAUACCUUGUUGAAUCGAUGCCAUGAAGAAUUAAGGCAGUUCUGAAGGCAAAAGAGCGUCCAACCCAGUACUAACAAGGUGUACCUAAUAAAGUGUCCGCUUAAAACGAUGUUGGACCAAUACAGAAGUAGCCUAGAAAUCUGGUAAAGAACUCUCUGUAUGAAAAUGGAACAGCCCAUUAAAGAUAUCCUGGGAACUCCAAAGGUUUCGGAGCCAGUGAUGAUAGAGAAGACUAGCAAUGACUAUGUUAUUACAGCUGCUCCGAGGGUCAACGAAACCCAACUCACCGCUGCGACUGGCGGAGCUGAACUCUCGUGUUACCGCUGCACCAUCCCGUUCGGUGUGGUCAUACUUAUAGCUGGAGUGGUAGUCACAGCUGUGGCCUACAGCUUCAAUUCUCAUGGAUCCAUAAUCUCUGUGUUUGGGCUGGUCCUACUGUCUUCUGGACUACUUUUGGUAUGUUCAAGUGCAGUGUGCUGGAAAAUUAGACAACGAAAAAAGAGAACGAAAAGGAGAGAGAGCCAAACAGCUUUGAUGGCCAAUCAAAGGAGUUUAUUUGCAUAAAAUAGAACAAUGGAACUGCAUCUGCUAUAAUUAGAUGGACCAGCUAGUAGGUUUAUGGACAUAACCAAAGGAGUGAUUGCAUUGGCAACACUUCCUACAGAUUGAGAUGUAUAAAUUGUACUAGUUUAAUUAGUAACAAUGCCAUAAUCUUAAUGCAAAAUCAGUAUAAUACAAAUGUGUCACUAUAGUUUAAAGUGAUGGUAAAUUCUCCGGCAUAAAGUCACAUAUUAUGAAAGCUCCUGUGCCAACUUGCAUAUCGAUCUGCUUUUAGCAUUAAAAAGUCCAAUCUACCUUUAAUAAGUAAGGUUGCUCUCCGGCUCCAUUAACUGCUGUAAUGCAGCCUCUGUUACAGAAUUUCUCUCUGGCUUGUUUGACUGGCAAUUGUUUUAGCCAAUCAGAGCCUCACCAUGCGCCCUAUGUAAAGUAUUGACAGCACGCUCCUGUGCUUGUAACUCUAACUGCAAGAAGAACUGUUUACUGUUUCUGAUGCGCAAACAGCGUAGCGAGUUGUACAUGCGCAGUCCUUCUUGCAGUUAGAGUUACAAGCACAGGAGCGUGCUGUCAAUACUUUAAAUGGGGCGCAUGGUGGGGCUCUGAUUGGCUAAAACAACUGCCAGUCAAACAAGCCAGAGAGGAAUUCUGUGACCGAGGCUGUAUUACAGCAGUUAAUGGAGCUGGAGAAAAACCUUAAUUAUUAAAGGUAGAUUGGACUUUUUAAUGCUAAAAGCAGAUCUAUGCUGGAGAAUUUACCAUCACUUUAAGUAUUAACAAGUUUUCUAGCCUGCCUAAUUUCUAAAUACAUUUAAUUAAAGGGACGUGACACCCAAACUUUUUCUUUCAUGAAUCAGAUAGAGAAUACAAUUUUAAACAAGUUUCCAAUUUACUUCUAUUAUCAAUUUUGUUUUUUUUCCCUUGUUAUUCUUUGUUAAAGAGAUAUCUAGAUAGGUAGCGUGCACAUGUUUGGAGCACUGCAUGACAGGAAAAAGUGCUGCCAUCUAGUGUUCUUGCUAAUGUUGCAAAACUGCUGCCAUAAAGUUCUGCAGACACGUGCACACUCCCAAACUUACCUACCUGCUUUUCAACUAAAAAAAACAACAAGAAAAUGAAGAAAAUUAGAAGUAAAUUGGAAAAUUGUUUAAAAAUUGCAUGCUCUAACUGAAUAAUGGAAGAAAAAUAAAUUUCAUGUCCCUUUAAAAGAAAAACAAAAGAAAAUAUAUAUAAAAAUGUAAUUGGCAAUUGCCACAUUUUGUUUACAAAAGGGGAAAAAUAAAAUAAAUCACAUAAUCUUGGAUAGCCAAUUGAAAACAUUUAAAACCAGUGUAUAAAUACUAUUUUUUAUUGGUUGACGACAGAAUUUAAAUUAUAUCAAAGCUACAUACAAAGUCAUUUUCACAUACUGUAUGUACAUUUUCCUUUGCAUGAGAUGUUUAAAGCCUAUAAAAUGCAUUUAUAAAGAAUAGUUGCUUUAUGGAUUGUUUGAAAGGUGGCUUAUUGCUGUUAUCCAAUCAGACUCUAUAUGAUGUAACUGACCAAUCAGCAACUGUCUAUGAAACCAAGCCCCUUUUUAAACUGAUAAUAGGUUGAUGAUGAAAUAGAAAAUCAUACACUGCUCAAAGAUAUACUAAUGAAAAAACAUGUAAACCCUUCUUUUACUAGGUAUUGUUAAUUGUUUUAUAUACAAAGACUUACAUUUGUCAUGGUUAAAAUUUGCUAUUUUAAAUGCAGAGUAGAAAAAAAUCAUUUUAUGUACCCUUUUUUGUUUUUACUAAACAAACAUUGAAAACACAAUCUAAUUUGAAUAGACUGUGUGAUAUUUUCCUUUGUAAAACAACUUGCAGGUUAUUUUUUAGGAGAAAAGUUUAUUCACUUGUUCAUUUUGAAGUCUGUGACAUUGGAUGUAAGUAUUUUUUGUGCUGCAGUGAAUGAUAUUGGUGGUACUUCUAUUUUUGUAUUAUUUUUAUUGUAAUUAAAGUGUAUUUACGUUGCUAUUUGUAAUAGUUUGUUCACAGUGAGUGCUGCAAGGUGCAGUUUGUAUCUUUAAAAAAUAUGACAUCUUUUGUAAAUGAACUUUAACCUUAUCAAACAUAGCACUUUUUGAUCGUCUGUUUUUGUAUAAAAUGUACAUUUUAUUAAAAAAAAUAUUAGUGCUGCUAUAAAA
Bombina bombina (fire-bellied toad) is the source of this 3834-nucleotide messenger RNA. It is a transcript of the gene TMEM100, whose product is annotated as transmembrane protein 100. Lineage: Eukaryota; Metazoa; Chordata; Amphibia; Anura; Bombinatoridae. The transcript is spliced from 2 exons. Bases 1272 to 1676 code for a protein of 134 amino acids. Gene Ontology annotation, biological process: cellular response to BMP stimulus. The record is from RefSeq and is a predicted model, not a curated record.